Molecule: messenger RNA, 258 nt
Organism: Gongylonema pulchrum
Lineage: Eukaryota; Metazoa; Nematoda; Chromadorea; Rhabditida; Gongylonematidae
Source: the annotation of a GenBank genome assembly
AUGACGAAAGAUGAAUGUGCGCUUACAGAAGAAGACCAACUUUCGGUAAAAAUAGUCCGCCAGCUUAUCGGGCCAGCUUACUCGAACAGUCCCUACUGCACAAUAUUCAAUAUACUGCGUUGGAUUCAAGCCUACUGCGGUGAACACAGAGCAGCUGCGCAGAAGCUCAAGCGACAUUUGAUAGUGAGGAGAAUUAGGAAUCUGGAUUCAACUGACUUCUCCAAAGGUAUGCUGGCCAAUCAGUUCUUGCACAUUUGA